Messenger RNA from Psammomys obesus (fat sand rat), 411 nucleotides. It is a transcript of the gene Cimip1, whose product is annotated as chromosome unknown C20orf85 homolog. The coding region runs from base 1 to 411 and encodes 136 amino acids. The record is from RefSeq and is a predicted model, not a curated record. NCBI's taxonomy places the organism in Eukaryota, Metazoa, Chordata, Mammalia, Rodentia, Muridae. The transcript is spliced from 4 exons.
AUGGCUCAGAAACCAAUCGGCACCGCCGCCGCAGAGCGCAUGAACCUUGUGGCCCAGGAUGAGAUCUGGAGAUAUCGCCUCAGGGCCGAAUAUGAAGCCCAGGAAAAGUGGCCGGCCAAGUGGGGAUAUUUGGCAACCCCCAUGGAAAAGCUGCUUGAGGAUGAAGAGCCACACACCCCAAAGGCCAAGAUCGACCUGCCCGGCCACUUCCGUGUCCGGCCAGUGAGCCCCAUGGACAAAUACAUCAAGACUCUUCCAUCACCCCCAGUCCCAAAGACCACCCAAGGCUUCAUCGGAUGGCGUUCCUCGGUGCCGGGCCUGAACAAGAACUUGGAGCAUGACUGGGAGAUCCGCAGCUGCAAAGGAGUCUACGCCCGGGAGCUGCACUGGCCUAAACAAGGCGUGUACUGA